Lathyrus sativus (Indian pea) is the source of this 903-nucleotide messenger RNA. Lineage: Eukaryota; Viridiplantae; Streptophyta; Magnoliopsida; Fabales; Fabaceae. The record is from the annotation of a GenBank genome assembly.
AUGAAGAGACUCGCCACCUCAGAUUCUUCAUCACCUCUCAUCACAAUCUCUCCAUCAACAGAAGAACAUAGUCCGAGGAACAAGCAUGUGUAUGGUAUGGAGUUUCAAUCCAUGAUGUUGGAUGGAUUCGAAGAGGAAGUUUGUGUUGAUGAAACCGGUCAUCACUCUGAGAAGAAACGGCGACUGAGAGUGGAUCAAGUUAAGGCUUUAGAGAAAAACUUUGAAGUGGAAAACAAGCUUGAGCCUGAGAGAAAGGAGAAGCUUGCGAUAGAACUCGGGUUGCAGCCAAGACAAGUUGCUGUUUGGUUUCAAAAUCGUCGUGCGAGAUGGAAGACAAAACAGUUGGAAAGAGAUUAUGGUGUUCUUAAAGCUAAUUAUGAUGCUCUUAAGCUCAAGUUAGAUGCAAUUACUCAAGACAACAAAGCUUUUCAUAAGGAGAUUAAGGAAUUGAAAUUGAAGCUGCAAGAAGAAGAGAAAAGUGCAAGCAGUGUUUUGGUGAAAGAGGAGAUGAUAACAAUGGUUGAAUCUGAUGAAAACAAGCAUAACCCAUCUUCCGAAACAUCAAUUCCUAGUUUAGAAUCUAAGGAUCAUUUGAAUUAUGACAGCAUCAUCAACAACAACAAUAGUUUUGGUGUUGGAGAAGCUUCUUCACUUUUUCCAGCAGAUUUAAGAGACGGUUCUUCUGACAGUGAUUCUAGCACAAUUUCUUCAUCCGGAGGAAUUCUUCAAAGUCACCUUUUGUUGUCUCCUGAUUCUUCCUCCAUGAAUUGCUUCCAGUAUCAGAAAUCUUAUCAUGUGAAAAUGGAGGAACAAAAUUUCUUGAGUGCUGAUGAGGCGUGCAAUUUUUUCUCUGAUGACCAAGCACCGACGUUACAAUGGUACUGUCCAGAUCAAUGGAGUUGA